GAUCUUCCGAUCUCCACCGAUUCGGAUCUAUUCCGGAUUGGUGUACAAUACGCGUGUAUUCGUACAUGCGUGCAUAUUUAUACUUGCGCGAGCAUGUGUAUGUGCGUAUAUGUUGUGUAUCUGAGUGUGAUUGUAUAUAGCUGAUUGCACAGAGUUAAACCGAGAGCGUUGUAAAAAAGAGGAAGGGGUAAUGCGAUCCGUGUGCGAAAUCAGCAUUCAGUAGUGAUUGACUUGAAGUGCGAGGGAAAAGAAAGAAAGAGCGAGAGAUAAAGAAUCGACUAUUCUCCAUAUGGCGCGAGCAAAUGUGAGAAGGCGGCACUCGGAUUUGCCGCAUUUUGAAUCUGUGGCUAGGAUCUCGAGUCUUCCCAUUGUAGAAAGCGGUAUACAUAUCGCUGGUAAUGUGUAUAGAAAAAUAAAGCGUUCGAAUUCUUUAAUGAACUGGAGUUUGGAUACGGCGGAGCAAUCAUUAGCGAUCGCUACGGCGACAGCAAGACCAGCAAUUUUUGCACUAAAUGGGCCAAUUACGACGAUCGAUCAGCUACUGUGUAAAGGUAUCGACAUCGUUGAGCAGAGAGUACCGGCAGUGCAUCUUCCCCCUCAUCUUAUGUAUUUGAAUACGCGAGACUAUGUAAAUAAGAAAAUUGUGAAACCGGUCCUAAUGCGCGCCGGAAGUGUCACGCAAAUCAGUAACCAAGCUGCCAACGUCGCCGCUGAUAGAUUGGAUGAUGCAUUGACAAUUGCGGAUAAGUACGUGGAUCAUUACUUGCCAGGAGAUCCAACUGAUAAAGAUGAGAGCAAUUCUACUGAAAGCACAAGCAAAACGACACGGACUAUCAAACACGGCGCAAGGUUCUCACGAAAACUACAAAAAAGAUUGACGCGACGCACUUUAGCCGAGGCGCGCGCGCUCAAAGAGCAAGGAACGGAGUGCAUCCACGUUCUUCUAUAUGUCGUCGAAUUGAUAGCUACUGAUCCAAAAUUAGCGAUGGAGAAAGCAAAGACGCUGUGGGCCACGUUGAGCCUACCGGAGCCUGAAAAUCAGGCGCGUCCUGAUACACUCGAACAGCUGCUCGUGCUCUUGACGCGCGAAUCCGCACGGCGCAUAGUCCAUCUUGUGAACGGCACGGCGGCAUUGGCGGCUAGGACCCCGCGACGUUUAGGUCAUCUACUUGUCCGGCUUUCUCAUCAAUUACUUGCCGUCGCGGACGCCUCAUUACAGAUGACACCACUUAUAGGUAAGAGCAAUGCGGUAAAAGAACAAAUGUCUAUUAUACGCUCUGGUAUUGAAAGGUUGAGUGCGACUACGAAUCUGCUAUUGGAAAAAUUCGCUGCGUUCUUGGCUGGUCGCCCUAGCCCUCAAAAGGUACCACGCAUGCGAAACCGCGAGCAGAACUACAACAAUCACAUGUCGGUGACUUCCAAUCCUCCAAUAAAUGGUAUCGAGUAACAAACGAGUCUCGCCUGAAAACUGCUACGUGCGGGUUUCUUUCCCCUUCUGGUAUGGUUUUCAAUUACAAGGUCAAAGACACGAGAGGAUAGAAAUCGCAUCGAGCCGCCGCUCAUUGAUUAACAUAACAUUUCAUCGACCGCGAUUACAUCAUUACCUUUUAUGAUUUUGUAUUCGUGAUACAAUACGUAAUACAACAGAAUAUAUUUUAUCAAUGGCACAGUGUACCCGUGCCCAUACUCAUUUUGUGCUUUUCAAGUUAGUCGUUAGUCAAAAAUCUAUUGCUCUUACGAUAAUUAAAUGUAAGUGAAGAAAUAAAGGGCCGUCUUAAUUCCGACGUCACGCGAA
Messenger RNA from Wasmannia auropunctata (little fire ant), 1795 nucleotides. RefSeq names its product lipid storage droplets surface-binding protein 1 (gene Lsd-1). The transcript is spliced from 8 exons. The record is from RefSeq and is a predicted model, not a curated record. Gene Ontology annotation, cellular component: cytosol; lipid droplet. Gene Ontology annotation, biological process: positive regulation of triglyceride storage; lipid storage. Lineage: Eukaryota; Metazoa; Arthropoda; Insecta; Hymenoptera; Formicidae. The coding region runs from base 290 to 1447 and encodes 385 amino acids.